This is a messenger RNA of Emiliania huxleyi CCMP1516, 816 nucleotides long. RefSeq lists its product as hypothetical. The record is from RefSeq and is a predicted model, not a curated record. Bases 108 to 740 code for a protein of 210 amino acids. Lineage: Eukaryota; Haptophyta; Isochrysidales; Noelaerhabdaceae. The transcript is spliced from 3 exons.
GGCUUUCGACGGAUCAGGUACACCACAAAAGAAUUCAACCAUUCAGACACUCCCACAAAAACAGAGGAACGACACACACCCGCGGGGCUGCGUGGUCCCUGGCGCGCAUGACCCCGCAUUGUGCCAUCGAGAGAGGCAGAGAGCCCUCGACGUCAAGUGUGCGACGUCCACACCAGACCACACCCGGAGGCAGACCGCACGGCCAAGCCUCACUAAUAAACGAGAACGUACAAGAUCGGCACGGGGGAGAGACGGAGGAGCAACGGUGCAGGCAGCGGCCGCAGGGUCGGUGGCUGCUGCGUGCGGGGAGAGCUGCGCGCGGAUUGAGUGUCCUAGACGCCAAUGUAAGCGCGCCGGCGGGCUUGCUCGACGGCAUCCUUCUCCGCCUCCUUCAUCGCGUUGCGAUAGAGGCAGCACGUCGCGCAGCAAAAGAGCGGGAGCGCGAUGAUGAUGGUGAUGAUCGUGACGAUGAGCGGGAUGUCUGCCGGGUCCUUUGUGCUGAGGAUGCCAUCGACGUUCAAGAAUUGGGAGUCGUCGAACCCGCUGCCGUCGUCGUCGUCGGAGGGAGGCGGCGACGACGGCGGGAAAGGUGGCGCCGGCGGCGCGGCGGGCUCCGUGCAGCACUGGUGGAAGCACUGCCAGGGCACACCGGGGCACGGGUCCUGGUGCGGGCAAACGUGCUUGCCGUCACGGCCGACCCAGCCGCAGUCGCACGGGCGGGUGAUCGCAAGGGUGCGUAGCCGUCCAGGAGCAGUCGCAGGUGAAGGGCUCGGACGCCGCUGCUACGCUGAGCGCGGAGAGGAAGGCAGCCAGCAG